AUGAGCAUGCCAAACGAAGUCCCGAAGGAGGAAAAAUCCGAACCUGAAGUCAUAAAUUUCAACUGCGACAAUUGCGGGAUGAGCGAAAUUUGUCAUUACAAAGGAAAAAAUCCGUAUUUUGUGAAAAAUAUUAAUUUUACGGAAGAUUGCUAUGUCAUGAAAGAUCCUUUUAGUCCGCCGCCGGGAGCUGAUACGAAGAAAUCCUUCACGGAAUAUUAUUUGGUGCUCGGAGCGCAUUGUAAGAGCUGUGAUAAAUGUGUUUGCAGGGGAAAUGAAUGCAGUUUUUAUUAUGGGGCGACAUUUUGUUUGGAUUGUGCCAUGCGACGAAUAAAGGAAUUUCCGUUAGAGAUUCAAAGCAAAAUUAGAAAACAAAUUGCGAGUGUUGUAAAGUAG
Molecule: messenger RNA, 393 nt
Organism: Culicoides brevitarsis
Lineage: Eukaryota; Metazoa; Arthropoda; Insecta; Diptera; Ceratopogonidae
Product: cysteine-rich DPF motif domain-containing protein 1
Exons: 1
Coding region: 1-393 (130 amino acids)
Source: RefSeq, a predicted model, not a curated record